Clunio marinus is the source of this 1310-nucleotide messenger RNA. The record is from the annotation of a GenBank genome assembly. NCBI's taxonomy places the organism in Eukaryota, Metazoa, Arthropoda, Insecta, Diptera, Chironomidae.
AUAAAGCGAUAAUCGUAAACAAAAAAAAAGUAAUUUAAAAAAACUCUUAAUUUCCUGAGAUCAACAAAUAUCUGAGAUGAGUGAAGUGAUAAAAUCUCUUAAAGAAAAGUCACUUAAACGCAAGAAGUUAUUAGCACAAUCGUUAGGCGUAUCUGAAAUUGAAGAUAUAACAAGUGUUCUUGGAGAUGAUUCCACAUCAAGUAAAACUAUCAAAGAUGAUGAAAAUGAUGCCGGAAGUUCAAAGAAACUUCAAACAGAAAGUUUAUUUUAUAAAGAUUCAUCGUUGUUUUUAAAGGGAACCCAAUCAUCGAAUCCUCACAACGAUUACUGUCAGCAUUUCGUAGACACUGGUCAACGUCCACAAAACUUUGUUCGAGACGUGGGACUUGCAGACCGGUUUGAAGAAUAUCCAAAAUUGAGGGAACUCAUUCGAUUAAAAGAUGAGCUCAUUGCAGAAACUGCAACCCCACCGAUGUAUCUUAAAACUGAUCUCAAAUCAUAUGAUUUAAAGAGUUUGGGAGUAAAAUUCGACGUCAUUCUAAUUGAACCACCUUUGGAAGAAUAUUAUAGAGGAACAAGUGGAACUCAUGGAAAUUUUUGGAACUGGGAUGAGAUUUUAAACUUGGAAAUUGAAGCUGUAGCGUCUCAUCGUUCAUUUGUUUUUCUUUGGUGUGGAAGUUCCGAAGGUCUCGACUUAGGUAGAAAUUGUUUGAAGAAAUGGGGAUUUCGAAGAUGUGAAGACAUUUGUUGGAUCCGCACAAAUCAAAACUCGCCAGGACAUUCCAAAAUCCUUGAGCCUAAAGCUGUGUUUCAACGUACAAAGGAGCAUUGCUUGAUGGGAAUUAAAGGAACCGUUCGUAGAUCAACUGAUGGUGACUUCAUUCAUGCAAAUGUUGACAUCGAUUUGAUUAUUUCGGAAGAAAAUGAGUUUGGAAAAGUUGAAAAGCCUCAAGAGAUUUUUCACAUUAUUGAGCACUUUUGCUUAGGCCGUCGUCGAUUACAUCUCUUUGGUGGUGAUUCCACUAUUCGAUCUGGCUGGCUUACUCUUGGACCAGAUCUGACAAACUCAAAUUUCAAUCGAGAUCUUUACUCAAGUUAUUUUGAAGCUAAUCCAACAACUGGCUCAACUGAACGUAUAAGUAUGUUGCGUCCAAAAAGUCCUCCAACGACAAAUUCAAUUAGAGGCAGAGGAGGACUUAGAGGAUUUUCUCGUGGUGGUCGAAUUAGAACACCUAGAUAAACUUUAGAUUUCUAAGGAUUUCUUUUAAUGUCGAUGAAUAAAUAUUUUACUUUUCUAUUUAUACAACAUU